Messenger RNA from Fundulus heteroclitus (mummichog), 2435 nucleotides. RefSeq names its product occludin a (gene oclna). The transcript is spliced from 9 exons. The record is from RefSeq and is a predicted model, not a curated record. Gene Ontology annotation, biological process: bicellular tight junction assembly. Gene Ontology annotation, cellular component: apical plasma membrane; bicellular tight junction; cytoplasmic vesicle. Lineage: Eukaryota; Metazoa; Chordata; Actinopteri; Cyprinodontiformes; Fundulidae. Bases 133 to 1629 code for a protein of 498 amino acids.
UGGUCGCGCUUGUUUUGAGCAGCAGGCGCAGUUUCAGUCCAGACCUUCCUCAGGAGAGGACGCUGACGGAGACAACCCUGCGCAGGAACAGGUGUGUUGUUUUUUUAUUAGCACCCAGUGGAUCAAACUGUGAUGUCCUCCAGACCCCGAGGGAGUCCCCCUCCCUAUGAGGAGGACAAUGGAUUUAAUGGACCUCCUCAGCCCGCCUACUCUUACUACCCUGAUGAUGAGUUCCAGCACUUUUAUCGCUGGUCAUCGCCUCCGGGAAUCCUUAAAAUCAUGGCCAUCAUUGCCAUUGUGCUGUGUGUGGCCAUCUUUGCCUGUGUUGCCUCCACACUGGCGUAUGACAGUCAGGGAGCCAUGUCUGGUUUUGGAGGUUACGGGGGAAGUUAUGGAGGAAGUUACGGAGGCGGUUUCGGAUCAAACUACGGUUCGGGCAUCGGCAGUGGUGGGUACGGAGCUGCAAACAAUUAUGGAUACGGUGGAAUCGGGGGAAACUACAACGACCCGCGAUCAGGAAAAGGGUUUAUGAUCGCAAUGGCAGCCAUCGUCUUCAUCUUCACUCUGGCCGUCUUCAUCAUCAUCGUGUCUCAUCAGUCCCUGUCGCAGAGCCGGAGGUUCUACCUGGCGGUGUUGAUCAUCUGUCCCAUCCUGGCUCUGUUGAUGCUGAUUGCCACCAUAGUGUACUUGGUGGCAAUAAACCCCACAGCCCAGUCCUCGGGUUCAGUUUACGGCAACCAGAUAAUGGCUUUGUGUGCGCCUUACCAGCAACCUCAAACAGUAGGAGUUCUUUCGAACCAGUACCUUUACCACUACUGUGUGGUGGAGCCACAAGAGGCCAUCGCAGUGGUGUUUGGCUUCCUGGUGACCGCCGCCUUGAUUAUCAUGCUCGUCUUUGCCCUCAAGACCCGACAGAAGAUCCAACACCAUGGCAAAGACAGCAUCUUGUGGAAGAAAGUGAAAAUUGUGGACGGCCUGUCGCCUCCUGAAGAUGUAGAGGCAUGGGUGAACAAUGUGUCUGCUCCCCCUGAAGAGGUUCCCAUUGCCGACUACCCCAACAAGCUGAGAGGCUCCAGGAGUUACCUGGAUGAAGAGAGCGACUAUGACAAACCCCCCAUAAACUACACGCCACAGCCCGUUGUUGAGAACCGGUCCUUGCAGAACGGGGCUCCUUACAGCAGUAGCUCAGAGAUUGCAAGCUCAUCAGGGCGGCCCAAAAAGAGGCGCGCGGGACGGCCUCGCCGCGCUGACGGCCAGGACUACGACACCGACUACAACUCCUCUGGGGACGAACUGGACGACAACGACUUUGACAGCGAGUUUCCCCCAAUCACAAAUGAGCUGCAGCGCAACAACUACAAGCGUGAGUUUGACCGCGACCACCUGGAGUACAAAGAGCUGCAGGCGGAGCUGGACGUCAUCAACAAGGACCUGUCCAAUCUGGACAGAGAGCUGGACGAGCUCCAGGAGGGCAGCCCGCAGUACCUGGAUGCCCUGGAUGAGUACAACAAAAUAAGGGACAUUAAAAAGUCCGCAGAUUACCAGAUGAAGAAACGCAGAUGUAAAUAUCUGAAGCAGAAGCUGAACCGCAUCAAGAAGAUGGUCAGUGAUUACGACCACAGUGCCUGAAUGAGUCUCUGGAUUAAUAAUCCCGUCCAACGCAGCACAUAAAAGGACUACUGUAAAUCAGGGUGGGCACUUUGGCCAGUGCAGUCUUCUCCUAAGGACAAAGCUAGGAGGAUUUACAAAGAACAAAUGAAAGUUGUGACAGCAUGGUGAUAUUUUAGCACCACAGAAACGGUCUUCUUGUAUUAUACCAUUGUUUGUAUUGUGAGUGAUUGUAAUCACACAAUUUCUAUAUAGUGGAAGAGUUUUGCAACUUGUCUCUGGAGUGAACAGAAAAUGAUACAUAAUUUAUAGUUUUAGUAGGUUUUCUUACCUUGGCUGAUUUUGUUUAUAAUUUAACUGUACAAUGACUAUGUAAAUAUGCGGAAACGGGUUGCGGUUUGUGAGGGUUCUCUGUGGUAGACAGUUUGGAAUAACAGCAAAUUUCAUACAUUGUGUUGACUUUCUGCAAUGAACUGUGAUGCAUUUUUUAUUUUAAUCAACCCUUUUAUUGAACACCUCAAACCGAGCAACAGACAUUUUAAACACUUGCAGUUAGCGGCAGAAUUUCACAAACAUACCUUGAGUUUUUAAAACACUGAUGUCAAGAUUUUAAAAGUCUUUUGUUGUUACAGCAGCAUUCACACAUUUUAUAGCAUUAAUAUUGAAAUGUCAUGUAAAUUGGUGCCUUCUUAUCUGUUAUUACCACUAGAGGGCAUAACCGCAUUUUAACUGCAUUUUUUUUUAUCCUGUGUACAAUGUCAAUGUUUCUGUAACUACCUGCUUUUGUAACUUGUGAAAGUGAUUAUUAAACACAGUCUUGAAAUCAU